UGAGUUUACGAUAUACUCUCAGUCUUUUACCUGGACCGUCACUUGUUUCCUUUUUAUACACACACCCACACACACGCUCAAGCUUACUCAACCACGACAGUAACCGAGACGCUGCGAGCGGGUGCACAAGGCUUUUGCAGCUCACCUCAGCACGUCAAAGCCUUGCACAGCAUCGACGACGGCAGCAGCAACACCAACUUUCACCCACAGCCAUGGACUCGAUGCGAAGCCUCAACACGUCGCUGCCCAAGACAAGGCGGCAGCCUGACGUGCACCAGUCGUUCCGUACCGCAGCCUUGAACGUGACCAAUCUGUACAAGUCCGCCCUAGCCGACCUUGACAGGGCCCGCGCAGACGGCUACCAAGAAGCCCUCGAUGACCUGCUGGCCUAUCUGGACAAGGAGAACAUUGGAGCAGCCGGUGGAGAGGGCAAUAGAAUACGGCAGUGGGCGACGGAGCGUUUGGAUGGAUCUCUGCCCAAGCAGUCGGGCAGCGAGAGCGAAGAAGAAUACCUCGAUGAUAAGCGCGCCCGCAGCUCGUCACCCAUCAUGGAGCGAAACCUCAGCCUGGACGAUCCGCACACUCUCGACCCUGUCAUGGAGACAGCAGACCGCUGCGACUCUGCGCCGCCUGUCCAGAUGGAAGCCACAACAACCGAGGCUGACUUGUCGCCCUUGCACCACGUUUUCCAGUUUUCCACGGCCCAGGCCUUCCCGUCCGAGACAACAAACGACAACAACGCCACGGAUGUAUCAGCCGCUGCUCGCCGCGCAUUCCCUAAUCCCCGAAGACCCUCAAACCGUUCGACUGGACGAAACCUGCAGCGAUCGGCGGCUCAAAAUCUGUUUCAACUCGGCACUGGCGCAGGGCAGAAGCGACGGCUCAUGAACGACUUUUUCAACGUGGACGGAUUCAACGACCGACGGGACGGCUCUUCCGGGGGACCUAAGCGAGGGCGCAUGUCCUGAGACGGCUGGCCAGGGCAGUCUGAAGAUAUGGCGUCCAAGGAGGAUUUGCGACGAGGAGAGCAAGCCAGUGGACAAAUCACGAAUCACGAGUAAUUGCAUCAUACCCCCCGACGGCGCAGUGGGCUUGUUGACGAUUGUAUGCAUUGGGUGGAGCAGGUUUU
Molecule: messenger RNA, 1129 nt
Organism: Bipolaris sorokiniana ND90Pr
Lineage: Eukaryota; Fungi; Ascomycota; Dothideomycetes; Pleosporales; Pleosporaceae
Exons: 1
Coding region: 213-968 (251 amino acids)
Source: RefSeq, a predicted model, not a curated record